This is a messenger RNA of Rotaria sp. Silwood2, 243 nucleotides long. NCBI's taxonomy places the organism in Eukaryota, Metazoa, Rotifera, Eurotatoria, Philodinida, Philodinidae. The record is from the annotation of a GenBank genome assembly.
AUGUCGGGUAGAUUUUAUCAUGGUAAUCCUAAUCGCGACAAUAAAGUUUGGGUUUAUCCACAAAAUAAACCAUUGAUAAAUUCCCGAUUGGAUACUUACAAUGCAAAUGGUUUAUAUAAUAAUUAUACUUAUGUUGGACUGGGUGCUGGACCCAAAAUACAGGCAUAUCCAUACAAUGGUCAUAAAAAUGCAUCAGUUGGUGGUACUGCUCAACAUUUAGUUAUUCAGGAAGAAGCUUGCUGA